Lachnellula hyalina is the source of this 1572-nucleotide messenger RNA. RefSeq names its product Ferulic acid decarboxylase. NCBI's taxonomy places the organism in Eukaryota, Fungi, Ascomycota, Leotiomycetes, Helotiales, Lachnaceae. The coding region runs from base 1 to 1572 and encodes 523 amino acids. The transcript is spliced from 3 exons. Gene Ontology annotation, cellular component: cytoplasm. Gene Ontology annotation, molecular function: carboxy-lyase activity. Gene Ontology annotation, biological process: ferulate metabolic process; cinnamic acid catabolic process. The record is from RefSeq and is a predicted model, not a curated record.
AUGCGUCCAGGAGCUAUUCGAAUGAUGGCGUCCCUCACGAGGACUUCUAUUCCACGGGUUUCAACAGCAAGUGAACCACCUCAUCUCUGCUUCCGUUCUUUCGUGGACGCAUUGCGUGAAGAUAAUGAUCUUGCAGAGAUCAAUGAGGAGAUUGAUCCAUAUCUCGAGGCAGCCGCAAUCACUCGUAGAGCAUCUGAGACCUUAGGAAAAGCUCCCCUCAUGAACAAUUUGAAGGGCAACAAAUAUGGUCUGUGGAGGAUUCUGGGUGCACCAGCAUGCCUCCGCUCCGAAGAGAAGGGCAUGUAUGGUCGCUUAGCGCGCCAUGUUGGUCUUCCGGUUGAUGCAACGAUGAGAGAGGUUAUGGACCAAAUGCUCUCUGCUAAGCAUAAAGAAGGAAUCAAACCGGUGGUUCUGGAGACGGGUCCAUGCAAAGAGAAUAUCAUAUCCGGUGAUCAGAUUGAUCUGACGAAGCUGCCAAGCCCUUGGCAACACGGUGCUGACGGUGGAGCUUAUCUUCAGUCUUAUGGUAUGCAUAUAGUGCAGUCUCCUGAUGGAUCCUGGACCAAUUGGUCCAUUGCAAGGGCUAUGGUCCACGACAAGAAUCAUAUGACUGGCAUAGUCAUGACACCACAGCAUAUUGGGGUCAUCAGAGACCAGUGGAAAGCCAUAGGGAAAGAUGUACCUUGGGCUUGCGCAUUUGGCGUGCCACCUGCAGCUAUCAUGGCAUCAUCGAUGCCGCUACCCGAUGGAGUCUCCGAGGGAGAUUAUGUUGGAUGCAUGACAGGUGCUCCUCUGAAGGUGGUGAAAUGCGAAAACAACGACCUUUAUGUCCCGGCAACCUCCGAGAUAGUCAUGGAGGGUACAAUCUCAAUCACCGAACGUGGCCCAGAAGGACCGUACGGAGAGAUGCAUGGCUACACGUUCAGAGGAGACGUCCAUGACGGUCCAUUGAUGAAGGUUGAUAAAAUCACAUAUCGCGACAAUGCCAUUCUACCAAUGUCGGUUCCGGGACGUGCAGUUGACGAGACACACACUUUAAUUGGAACACUUGCAUCCUGUGAGAUGCGUCAAAUUCUCCAAGAUGCCGGUAUGCCAGUCACCGAAGUAUGGACACCGUUUGAAGCUCAGGCUAUCUGGGCUGUCAUUAAAAUUGACGGAGAGAAACUCAGAGCUCUUAAGACGACGUCCGAGGAGUUUUGUCGAAAGAUUGCCAAGUUAUUGUUCUACGAAAAGCGUGGAAUGAUGGUCCACCGUCUCUUCAUCGUUGGCGAUGACAUUGAUGUUUACAACUUCAAGGAUGUCAUGUGGGCAUUUUCUACCCGUUGUCGCCCUGGCACCGAGGAAUACUUUUAUGAUGACGUUGGCGCCAUGCCUCUGAUUCCAUUCAUGUCCCAAAAUGCAAAACUUGGAGUUGAUCCUUGGAAGGGUGGCAAGAUAGUUUCCGAUUGUCUGUUGCCCCAAGAGUACACCACUGGUCCGAACUGGGAGACUGGAGACUUUGAGCAUGCCUACCCUAAAGCUAUGCAAGAGAAGAUCUUAAAGAAUUGGUCUGCUAUGGGUUUUGACAACUGA